Labeo rohita (rohu) is the source of this 2202-nucleotide messenger RNA. RefSeq names its product acyl-CoA thioesterase 11a (gene acot11a). Gene Ontology annotation, molecular function: thiolester hydrolase activity; lipid binding. The record is from RefSeq and is a predicted model, not a curated record. Lineage: Eukaryota; Metazoa; Chordata; Actinopteri; Cypriniformes; Cyprinidae. Gene Ontology annotation, cellular component: extracellular exosome.
UUAGUGAACACUAUGUGCGCGGCAUUGAAGACGUAAUUUGUUGACUUCCCAUGCGCGCAGGUCUUCCGUGAACACUUGACUCUGUCACUGGAGUAAUAAUCUUUAAGAAAUAAAUUGCUGUUUCACUGUGUCAACCAGACUCUCUAGGCAGAUCGCGCUGCUAAAUCUUCAGCCCCUCAGCAUGGCAUCAGAAUCCCAUUUUAAGGAAAAUCUGCAUAACCUUCAUCUGGAGGAUGAAGGGCACUAUCGCAACCCUUCAGAGGUGAAGAUGAGCCAGAUAGUGCUGCCUUGCCAUGCCAAUCACUGCAGAGAACUGAGCAUCGGACAGCUGCUCAAAUGGAUGGACUGCACAGCAUGUCUUUCUGCUGAGAGGCAUGCUGGAUGCCCCUGUGUGACAGCUUCUGUUGAUGACAUCUACUUUGAGCGCACCAUUGGUGUUGGACAAGUGGUCAACAUUAAAGCCAAAGUCAACAGGGCCUUCAACUCAAGCAUGGAGGUGGGGAUAGAGGUGAGGUGUGAAGACCUAUACAGUGGCCAUCAUUCGAGAGUGUGUCAGGCAUUUGCCACAUUUGUCGCCAAACGCACAGAUGCAACAAAGGUGCAGCUGAAGCAGGUUGUGCCCUGCACACACCAAGAACAGGUGGAGCACAGCUUAGCAGCUGAGAGGAGGAGGAUGCGAGUCAUUCACCAUGACAUCAUGCAAGACUUGCUCAACAACAAGAACGUCCAGAGAAGUAUCAGUGAGGAAAACCUUGAUGAAGAUGAGGCUUUGCCAACAGAAAGAACAAGAGUGGAAAGUGUCGAGCUGGUACUUCCGCCUCAUGCCAAUCACCAGGUCAACACAUUUGGAGGUCAGAUUAUGGCUUGGAUGGAAAAUGUUGCUACCAUUGCAGCCAGUCGUUUAUGCAAUGCUCAUCCAACUCUGAGGACUAUAGACAUGUUUCACUUUAGAGGCCCUUCUCAUGUUGGAGAUCGUUUGAUUCUGAAAGCCAUUGUCAACAACACAUUUAAGAACAGUAUGGAGGUAGGUGUCUGUGCAGAAGCCUAUUACGGAGAUGAACCUCUGAGGCACAUCAACAGUGCCUUCAUGACGUUUGAGGUGCUGGAUGAGAAAGGAAGGCCACGUCCACUGCCCCCCAUAAAACCUGAACCUCAGGAGGGACAGAGGAGAUAUCAGGAGGCUCUUGCCAGGAAGAAGAUUCGUCUUGAUAGGAAGUACAUUAUCUCAUGCAAGCAGACCGAGGUGCCACUGUCUGUCCCAUUAGACCCCAGUAACCAGGUUUAUCUAAGCUACAAUAAUGUGUCUGCAUUGAAGAUGCUUGCAGCCAAAAACAACUGGGACCUUAGCUCAAAGAAGAACAAUGUGAGCCUGUAUACACUGGAGGAGAGUCAGUAUCUGUGUUUCAGGGUGGAGUUUGAAAUGGAAAUCCCAGCACAAAGAGCAUUCAUCCUCCUCUCAGAUCUCAGCCGCAGACAUGAAUGGGACCAACACUAUACUUUGUGUAAGCUGCUCAUUAGGGUUGAUGAGGAUGAUUUCAUCUAUCAAGUUGUUACUCCUUCGGUCAGUAAAGGAGGAAAAGAUCAGGACUUCAUUUUACUGGCCUCUAGAAGACCGCCCUGUGAUAGCGGGGAUCCAUAUGUAAUUGCCCUACGAUCAGUUGCUCUACCCACUCACCCAAGCACAGAGGAGUUCCACCGGGGUGAGGUGGUCUGUGCUGGGUUCACCAUUUAUGAGGUUUCGAAAAGUAUCUCAAAGAUUUCCUACUAUAAUCAGGCCAGUCCAGAAGUCCUGCCAUACAUCUCCACUGACAUUGCAGGCCUCUCGUCCAGUUUCUACUCAAUAUUCUGUGCAUGCAGGCAGUAUCUACUGGACAACAUAGCCAGUACAUCUACAUUCACCCCUUCUACAUUAUAAGCAGCAGCUGCUGGGCUGAACUCAUGAUGUGCUAUAACUUUCAAAUUUCAGUUUAUGUUUUUACAGGGGCCAUAUUCAGUAAUUUUGUAGUAUUUAAAAAUGUUUCUCUCUCAAGGCUAGGGUUAAGCCAGGAAUACACUGUUCAAGUCUGAACACAUUUAAGAGGUUGUGAGCAAAUUGCACGCUUUAUGAGUCAGUUAACUUUGAUAAUUGUGUCAAAGAAGCACACGUCAGUACUGUAUGGCAAGCACAUAAAUUUUUGUGCUAAACAUGGAGGUUGGAGUUUU